AUGGCGAAAGAUGAAGGAGGAUCUUGGACUGAAUACGGAUUCGGAAUUUGCGAAACUGCUGCCCGACUGGGCCAACUCACUGGUACAAUGCCUCAAAGAACUGAUCCAGAGUCUGUGGUGGCUGGAAUGAUGAGGAAAGUUGAGAUGACUGGGGCAUAUGCAAUGUGGACGGUUCUAGUGGUUCGACUAAGCCUUAUAUACUUUCUGACGGUCAGUAUACCUCAGGAAACGGACAUGAACAGUUACGUUGUUGUUCCGAACUUUACCGAAGAUGCUGAGUUUGAGAAUAUCAAACGAACUAACAGAGCAAAGGACAAUAAGUCAUACAAAACUGGCUUGUACAACGAUGGGAAAACGUUUCCUACUGAAAUGGCUUACCAUAAUUAUGCCAUCAAUGAAGACAUUUCUGUUCGGACCCCUAACUGGAACUUAAUGGCAUACAACUCAAAACAACACAUGGUUAAAGCCAGAUGGCCAGGGAUAUAUGAAUGGCCUGACAAUGAUGAAAACAGUGACGGACCCGAACCACACCGGGCUCGGCCUCGGCGAGCCUCUUUUUCCUCGACAGACAGAAACGGAAGAAAUGCAAGAAACGUCAUACUUGCAGUUAUAGCAGUAUUAGUGGUAGCGGUUGUAAUAACGAUCAUAAUGCUGAUUGUUCUCGCAGAAGGAACUGUCAACUUGGAAUUAAAGCUAGAAGACCGAUUUCAAAGGGGCAUGGAAAAUUCCUCUUCACCUGUGUUCCAAUCAGUGGCGAAACAACUUUGUGGAGAGAACUACCUUAAGAUUAGCCAGUCUGAACCAAACAAGUUUAACGGUUUUAAACCCUCAAGGAGAGGAAACCGAAAUGGAAAAGUUGCAAACGGGAGCAUCAUUGCUAGACUUGUGCUUACUAUUAUUGGCCAAUACCAUAUACCCGAAAAUAGCAUGUAUGUGGAGGCGAUAACGACAUAUGUUGGAGCUAGUUCGAGACUUGGGCCCUACACUGUGGUUAAAAGAACUAUAGUAGUUAUUGCAGUUUCCUAUUCGACUUUUGUUACAACUACCACCACUCCACAGACAAUAACAGGUACGACCACUCAUGGAUUAACAACAACUACCACCACCUCUGAGCCUCCAGAGAUAAAAGCUACUACUACCACCACUCCAGAGCCUACAACAACUACCAGUGAAGAACCAUCAACAACCACAACCACUCAAAAGCCAGCAUCGAUAACAACCGUUCAUGAGCCAGUAGCAAUUUCCACCACUACAGAGCCAAAAGGUACAACCACUCCAGAACCAGCGUCGAUUACAACCACUUCAGCACCAACAACAAAUACAACCACUUCGGAGCUAACAGCAACUACUACUUCUCUAGAGCAAACAACAUCUUCCAUCUCUUCAGAGCCAAUAGCAACUACCACCACUCCAGAACCGAAGGAAACUACCACCACUCCCACUCCACAACCAGCAAAAACUAGCAUCACUUCAGAGCCUUCUGCAAAUACCACCACUCAAGAACCGACAGAAACUACGACGACAACAACCACUAGAGAAACAUCAAAAACUAACAUCACUCCAGAGACGAAACUAACAACUACUACUUCAGAAACAUCAGAACCUACCAACACGCAAAGGUCGACAGCUACUACCACCACACCAGAACCUACAACAACUACCAGUCAUGAACCAUCAACAACCACAACCACUCAAAAGCCAGCAUCGAUAACAACCGCUCAUGAGCCAGUAGCAAUUUCCACCACUACAGAGCAAAAAGGUACAACCACUCCAGAACCAGCGUCGAUUACAACCACUUCAGCACCAACAACAAAUACAACCACUUCAGAGCAAACAGCAACUACUACUUCUCUAGAGCCAACAACAUCUUCCAUCUCUUCAGAGCCAAUAGCAACUACCGUCACUCCAGAACCGAAGGAAACUACCACCACUCCCACUCCACAACCAGCAAAAACUAGCAUCACUUCAGAGUCUUCUGCAAACACCACCACUCCAGAACCGACAGCGCCUACCACCACUCAAACUCCACAACCAGCACAAACUACCACCACUCCAGAACCGACAGAGACUACUACCACUGUUACUCCACAACCAGCACAAACUACCACCACUUCAUCGCCUUCUGCAAAUACCACCACUACAGAACCGACAGAAACUACGACGACAACCACCACUAGAGAUCCAUCAAAAACUAACAUCACUCCAAAGACGAAACUAACAACUACUACUUCAGAAACAUCAGAACCUUCCAACACGCAAAAGCCGACAGCUACUACCACCACACCAGAACCAACUACCAUAACUCAAGAACCAACAGCAACUAUCACCACUCCAGAACCAUCGAACACUACUACCACUUCAGAUCUAUCAGCAGCUACCAUUACUCCAGAGGCAACGCAAUCAACCACCACUUCAGAACCAUCAAAAACUUUCACCACUCCAAAGCCAACUGCAAUAACCUCAGAGACAAUAGCAACUUCCACCACUCAUACCACACAAGAACCAUCAAAAACUACCUUUACUUCAGAGACUUCUGCAAAUACCACCACUCCAGAACCGACAGCGCCUACCACCUCUAUAACUCCACAACCAGCAAAAACCACCACCACUUCAGAGCCUUCUGCAAAUACCACCACUCAAGAACCGACAGAAACUACGACGACAACAACCACUAGAGAAACAUCAAAAACUAACAUCACUCCAGAGACGAAACUAACAACUACUACUUCAGAAACAUCAGAACCUACCAACACGCAAAGGUCGACAGCUACUACCACCACACCAGAACCUACAACAACUACCAGUCAUGAACCAUCAACAACCACAACCACUCAAAAGCCAGCAUCGAUAACAACCGCUCAUGAGCCAGUAGCAAUUUCCACCACUACAGAGCCAAAAGAGCCAAUAGCAACUACCACCACUCCAGAACCGAAGGAAACUACCACCACUCCCACUCCACAACCAGCAAAAACUAGCAUCACUUCAGAGCCUUCUGCAAAUACCACCACUCCAGAACCGACAGAAACUACGACGACAACAACCACUAGAGAAACAUCAAAAACUAACAUCACUCCAGAGACGAAACUAACAACUACUACUUCAGAAACAUCAGAACCUACCAACACGCAAAGGUCGACAGCUACUACCACCACACCAGAACCUACAACAACUACCAGUCAUGAACCAUCAACAACCACAACCACUCAAAAGCCAGCAUCGAUAACAACCGCUCAUGAGCCAGUAGCAAUUUCCACCACUACAGAGCAAAAAGGUACAACCACUCCAGAACCAGCGUCGAUUACAACCACUUCAGCACCAACAACAAAUACAACCACUUCAGAGCAAACAGCAACUACUACUUCUCUAGAGCCAACAACAUCUUCCAUCUCUUCAGAGCCAAUAGCAACUACCGUCACUCCAGAACCGACGGAAACUACCACCACUCCCACUCCACAACCAGCAAAAACUAGCAUCACUUCAGAGUCUUCUGCAAACACCACCACUCCAGAACCGACAGCGCCUACCACCACUCAAACUCCACAACCAGCACAAACUACCACCACUCCAGAACCGACAGAGACUACUACCACUGUUACUCCACAACCAGCACAAACUACCACCACUUCAUCGCCUUCUGCAAAUACCACCACUACAGAACCGACAGAAACUACGACGACAACCACCACUAGAGAUCCAUCAAAAACUAACAUCACUCCAAAGACGAAACUAACAACUACUACUUCAGAAACAUCAGAACCUUCCAACACGCAAAAGCCGACAGCUACUACCACCACACCAGAACCAACUACCAUAACUCAAGAACCAACAGCAACUAUCACCACUCCAGAACCAUCGAACACUACUACCACUUCAGAUCUAUCAGCAGCUACCAUUACUCCAGAGGCAACGCAAUCAACCACCACUUCAGAACCAUCAAAAACUUUCACCACUCCAAAGCCAACUGCAAUAACCUCAGAGACAAUAGCAACUUCCACCACUCAUACCACUCAAGAACCAUCAAAAACUACCUUUACUUCAGAGACUUCUGCAAAUACCACCACUCCAGAACCGACAGCGCCUACCACCUCUAUAACUCCACAACCAGCAAAAACCACCACAACUUCAGAGCCUUCUGCAAAUACCACCACUCCAGAACCGACGGACACUACCACCACUCCCACUAAGAAACCACAAAAACCACCAUCACUUCGAGAACCUUUAGCAAAUACCACCACUCCAGAACCGACGAACACUACCACAACUCCCACUCCAGAACCAGCAAUAACUACCACCACUGCAAAGCCUUCUGCAAAUACCACCAUUCCAGAACCGACAGAAACUACGACGACAACAACCACUAGAGAAACAUCAAAAACUAACAUCACUCCAGAGACGAAACUAACAACUACUACUUCAGAAACAUCAGAACCUACCAACACGCAAAGGUCGACAGCUACUACCACCACACCAGAACCUACAACAACUACCAGUCAUGAACCAUCAACAACCACAACCACUCAAAAGCCAGCAUCGAUAACAACCGCUCAUGAGCCAGUAGCAAUUUCCACCACUACAGAGCAAAAAGGUACAACCACUCCAGAACCAGCGUCGAUUACAACCACUUCAGCACCAACAACAAAUACAACCACUUCAGAGCAAACAGCAACUACUACUUCUCUAGAGCCAACAACAUCUUCCAUCUCUUCAGAGCCAAUAGCAACUACCGUCACUCCAGAACCGACGGAAACUACCACCACUCCCACUCCACAACCAGCAAAAACUAGCAUCACUUCAGAGUCUUCUGCAAACACCACCACUCCAGAACCGACAGCGCCUACCACCACUCAAACUCCACAUCCAGCACAAACUACCACCACUCCAGAACCGACAGAGACUACUACCACUGUUACUCCACAACCAGCACAAACUACCACCACUUCAUCGCCUUCUGCAAAUACCACCACUACAGAACCGACAGAAACUACGACGACAACCACCACUAGAGAUCCAUCAAAAACUAACAUCACUCCAAAGACGAAACUAACAACUACUACUUCAGAAACAUCAGAACCUUCCAACACGCAAAAGCCGACAGCUACUACCACCACACCAGAACCAACUACCAUAACUCAAGAACCAACAGCAACUAUCACCACUCCAGAACCAUCGAACACUACUACCACUUCAGAUCUAUCAGCAGCUACCAUUACUCCAGAGGCAACGCAAUCAACCACCACUUCAGAACCAUCAAAAACUUUCACCACUCCAAAGCCAACUGCAAUAACCUCAGAAACAAUAGCAACUUCCACCACUCAUACCACUCAAGAACCAUCAAAAUCUACCUUUACUUCAGAGACUUCUGCAAAUACCACCACUCCAGAACCGACAGCGCCUACCACCUCUAUAACUCCACAACCAGCAAAAACCACCACCACUUCAGAGCCUUCUGCAAAUACCACCACUCCAGAACCGACGGACACUACCACCACUCCCACUCAAGAACCAGCAAAAACUAGCAUCACUUCGGAACCUUUAGCAAAUACCACCACUCCAGAACCGACGGACACUACCACCACUCCCACUCAAGAACCAGCAAAAACUAGCAUCACUUCGGAACCUUUAGCAAAUACCACCACUCCAGAACCGACGAACACUACCACAACUCCCACUCCAGAACCAGCAAUAACUACCACCACUGCAGAGCCUUCUGCAAAUACCACCAUUCCAGAACAGACAGAAACUACGACGACAGAGACAAAACCAACAGCUACUACUUCAAAAACAUCAGAAUCUAUCAACACGCAAAAGCCAACAGCUACUACCACCACACCUCAACCAUUAGCAACUACCAUAACUCCAGAACCAUCAGCAAUUACUUCCACUCCUUGGCUAUCAGAAGAUGUCACCACCACCCCAAAAGCAGCAAACGCUACAGCAGCAUCUACUGUCACUCCAGAACCGUCAACAAUUACAAAAGAGCCAACGAUGUCCACCAGUCCGCAACCAACCACACUUACCACCAAUCCAGAGUCGACUACAACCAUAUAUACUAAUGAGUCAGCAAACAUAUCAACAAACAGACCCAUCACUACUAGAACUAACCCUGUCGGAAUGAAAAUAUACAACAAAAUUACUUAUCUACAUCAGGAUCUUCUCAUUGAAUGCAAUAUCGAAAACACUCCGAACACCUGGGAUAAGGUGAAGCUUAUCUCCUCUGACGACAGCAUUGGAGUUGUAGCUGUUGGCUAUUCUAAUGGAACAACACAGAAAGACAACAACUCGUACCAACUGACCCUUGAACCCGGCGAUAGCAACGUAACACUAAGUCUUCUUUUCCCCAACACCACGAAGCAUUGUUUUGUCAGGAGUAACUACACGUGUCAACUUCAUAGCAAUGGAAAUAUAUUUGUGGAGUCCAUGGAGUACAUUUCCAUCCCAGUUGCAGACGCAGCGGAGAAUAUCCACAUUGUUGGGCCUACAACGGUGAACGAGGGUGAUAGUUAUGUGGUGAACUGUAGCGGGGAUCUGGCUCCAUCAGAUAGUACACUGGACCUGUAUACCAGAACCGUAAACGCCACGUUAUUUACAAAGUCUCCGAUUAAUCCUCAAAUCACGAAUGGUAACGUCACCGAAUCCUGCUACCUCCACACAACAAAGAGGUACAGUCUCAGCGCCAGUAAGACUGAUAAUGGCACAGAGAUGAGGUGUGAGGCAGCGAAUUCCUCCCCUGGUUCAAAGACGAUCUCUAGCGCACAAAUGAUCUUGGUGAAAGUUGCCGAACUAGUAAUUGAAACAUCGCUUACACCAACACAUGAGGAUCUCAAAAUUGAAUGUAAUAUUCAAAACGCUCCGAACACCUGGGAUAAGGUGAAGCUUAUCUCCUCUGACGACAGCAUUGGAGUUGUAGCUGUUGGCUAUUCUAAUGGAACAACACAGAAAGACAACAACUCGUACCAACUGACCCUUGAACCCGGCGAUAGCAACGUAACACUAAGUCUUCUUUUCCCCAACACCACGAAGCAUUGUUUUGUCAGGAGUAUCUACACGUGUCAACUUCAUAGCAAUGGAAAUAUAUUUGUGGAGUCCAUGGAGUACAUUUCCAUCCCAGUUGCAGACGCAGCGGAGAAUAUCCACAUUGUUGGGCCUACAACGGUGAACGAGGGUGAUAGUUAUGUGGUGAACUGUAGCGGGGAUCUGGCUCCAUCAGAUAGUACACUGGACCUGUAUACCAGAACCGUAAACGCCACGUUAUUUACAAAGUCUCCGAUUAAUCCUCAAAUCACGAAUGGUAACGUCACCGAAUCCUGCUACCUCCACACAACAAAGAGGUACAGUCUCAGCGCCAGUAAGACUGAUAAUGGCACAGAGAUGAGGUGUGAGGCAGCGAAUUCCUCCCCUGGUUCAAAGACGAUCUCUAGCGCACAAAUGAUCUUGGUGAAAGUUGCCGAACUAGUAAUUGAAACAUCGCUUACACCAACACAUGAGGAUCUCAAAAUUGAAUGUAAUAUUCAAAACGCUCCGAACACCUGGGAUAAGGUGAAGCUUAUCUCCUCUGACGACAGCAUUGGAGUUGUAGCUGUUGGCUAUUCUAAUGGAACAACACAGAAAGACAACAACUCGUACCAACUGACCCUUGAACCCGGCGAUAGCAACGUAACACUAAGUCUUCUUUUCCCCAACACCACGAAGCAUUGUUUUGUCAGGAGUAACUACACGUGUCAACUUCAUAGCAAUGGAAAUAUAUUUGUGGAGUCCAUGGAGUACAUUUCCAUCCCAGACGCAGCGGAGAAUAUCCACAUUGUUGGGCCUACAACGGUGAACGAGGGUGAUAGUUAUGUGGUGAACUGUAGCGGGGAUCUGGCUCCAUCAGAUAGUACACUGGACCUGUAUACCAGAACCGUAAACGCCACGUUAUUUACAAAGUCUCCGAUUAAUCCUCAAAUCACGAAUGGUAACGUCACCGAAUCCUGCUACCUCCACACAACAAAGAGGUACAGUCUCAGCGCCAGUAAGACUGAUAAUGGCACAGAGAUGAGGUGUGAGGCAGCGAAUUCCUCCCCUGGUUCAAAGACGAUCUCUAGCGCACAAAUGAUCUUGGUGAAAGUUGCCGAACUAGUAAUUGAAACAUCGCUUACACCAACACAUGAGGAUCUCAAAAUUGAAUGUAAUAUUCAAAACGCUCCGAACACCUGGGAUAAGGUGAAGCUUAUCUCCUCUGACGACAGCAUUGGAGUUGUAGCUGUUGGCUAUUCUAAUGGAACAACACAGAAAGACAACAACUCGUACCAACUGACCCUUGAACCCGGCGAUAGCAACGUAACACUAAGUCUUCUUUUCCCCAACACCACGAAGCAUUGUUUUGUCAGGAGUAUCUACACGUGUCAACUUCAUAGCAAUGGAAAUAUAUUUGUGGAGUCCAUGGAGUACAUUUCCAUCCCAGUUGCAGACGCAGCGGAGAAUAUCCACAUUGUUGGGCCUACAACGGUGAACGAGGGUGAUAGUUAUGUGGUGAACUGUAGCGGGGAUCUGGCUCCAUCAGAUAGUACACUGGACCUGUAUACCAGAACCGUAAACGCCACGUUAUUUACAAAGUCUCCGAUUAAUCCUCAAAUCACGAAUGGUAACGUCACCGAAUCCUGCUACCUCCACACAACAAAGAGGUACAGUCUCAGCGCCAGUAAGACUGAUAAUGGCACAGAGAUGAGGUGUGAGGCAGCGAAUUCCUCCCCUGGUUCAAAGACGAUCUCUAGCGCACAAAUGAUCUUGGUGAAAGUUGCCGAACUAGUAAUUGAAACAUCGCUUACACCAGCACAUGAGGAUCUCAAAAUUGAAUGUAAUAUUCAAAACACUCCGAACACCUGGGAUAAGGUGAAGCUUAUCUCCUCUGACGACAGCAUUGGAGUUGUAGCUGUUGGCUAUUCUAAUGGAACAACACAGAAAGACAACAACUCGUACCAACUGACCCUUGAACCCGGCGAUAGCAACGUAACACUAAGUCUUCUUUUCCCCAACACCACGAAGCAUUGUUUUGUCAGGAGUAACUACACGUGUCAACUUCAUAGCAAUGGAAAUAUAUUUGUGGAGUCCAUGGAGUACAUUUCCAUCCCAGACGCAGCGGAGAAUAUCCACAUUGUUGGGCCUACAACGGUGAACGAGGGUGAUAGUUAUGUGGUGAACUGUAGCGGGGAUCUGGCUCCAUCAGAUAGUACACUGGACCUGUAUACCAGAACCGUAAACGCCACGUUAUUUACAAAGUCUCCGAUUAAUCCUCAAAUCACGAAUGGUAACGUCACCGAAUCCUGCUACCUCCACACAACAAAGAGGUACAGUCUCAGCGCCAGUAAGACUGAUAAUGGCACAGAGAUGAGGUGUGAGGCAGCGAAUUCCUCCCCUGGUUCAAAGACGAUCUCUAGCGCACAAAUGAUCUUGGUGAAAGUUGCCGAACUAGUAAUUGAAACAUCGCUUACACCAGCACAUGAGGAUCUCAAAAUUGAAUGUAAUAUUCAAAACACUCCGAACACCUGGGAUAAGGUGAAGCUUAUCUCCUCUGACGACAGCAUUGGAGUUGUAGCUGUUGGCUAUUCUAAUGGAACAACACAGAAAGACAACAACUCGUACCAACUGACCCUUGAACCCGGCGAUAGCAACGUAACACUAAGUCUUCUUUUCCCCAACACCACGAAGCAUUGUUUUGUCAGGAGUAACUACACGUGUCAACUUCAUAGCAAUGGAAAUAUAUUUGUGGAGUCCAUGGAGUACAUUUCCAUCCCAGUUGCAGACGCAGCGGAGAAUAUCCACAUUGUUGGGCCUACAACGGUGAACGAGGGUGAUAGUUAUGUGGUGAACUGUAGCGGGGAUCUGGCUCCAUCAGAUAGUACACUGGACCUGUAUACCAGAACCGUAAACGCCACGUUAUUUACAAAGUCUCCGAUUAAUCCUCAAAUCACGAAUGGUAACGUCACCGAAUCCUGCUACCUCCACACAACAAAGAGGUACAGUCUCAGCGCCAGUAAGACUGAUAAUGGCACAGAGAUGAGGUGUGAGGCAGCGAAUUCCUCCCCUGGUUCAAAGACGAUCUCUAGCGCACAAAUGAUCUUGGUGAAAGUUGCCGAACUAGUAAUUGAAACAUCGCUUACACCAGCACAUGAGGAUCUCAAAAUUGAAUGUAAUAUUCAAAACACUCCGAACACCUGGGAUAAGGUGAAGCUUAUCUCCUCUGACGACAGCAUUGGAGUUGUAGCUGUUGGCUAUUCUAAUGGAACAACACAGAAAGACAACAACUCGUACCAACUGACCCUUGAACCCGGCGAUAGCAACGUAACACUAAGUCUUCUUUUCCCCAACACCACGAAGCAUUGUUUUGUCAGGAGUAACUACACGUGUCAACUUCAUAGCAAUGGAAAUAUAUUUGUGGAGUCCAUGGAGUACAUUUCCAUCCCAGACGCAGCGGAGAAUAUCCACAUUGUUGGGCCUACAACGGUGAACGAGGGUGAUAGUUAUGUGGUGAACUGUAGCGGGGAUCUGGCUCCAUCAGAUAGUACACUGGACCUGUAUACCAGAACCGUAAACGCCACGUUAUUUACAAAGUCUCCGAUUAAUCCUCAAAUCACGAAUGGUAACGUCACCGAAUCCUGCUACCUCCACACAACAAAGAGGUACAGUCUCAGCGCCAGUAAGACUGAUAAUGGCACAGAGAUGAGGUGUGAGGCAGCGAAUUCCUCCCCUGGUUCAAAGACGAUCUCUAGCGCACAAAUGAUCUUGGUGAAAGUUGCCGAACUAGUAAUUGAAACAUCGCUUACACCAGCACAUGAGGAUCUCAAAAUUGAAUGUAAUAUUCAAAACACUCCGAACACCUGGGAUAAGGUGAAGCUUAUCUCCUCUGACGACAGCAUUGGAGUUGUAGCUGUUGGCUAUUCUAAUGGAACAACACAGAAAGACAACAACUCGUACCAACUGACCCUUGAACCCGGCGAUAGCAACGUAACACUAAGUCUUCUUUUCCCCAACACCACGAAGCAUUGUUUUGUCAGGAGUAACUACACGUGUCAACUUCAUAGCAAUGGAAAUAUAUUUGUGGAGUCCAUGGAGUACAUUUCCAUCCCAGUUGCAGACGCAGCGGAGAAUAUCCACAUUGUUGGGCCUACAACGGUGAACGAGGGUGAUAGUUAUGUGGUGAACUGUAGCGGGGAUCUGGCUCCAUCAGAUAGUACACUGGACCUGUAUACCAGAACCGUAAACGCCACGUUAUUUACAAAGUCUCCGAUUAAUCCUCAAAUCACGAAUGGUAACGUCACCGAAUCCUGCUACCUCCACACAACAAAGAGGUACAGUCUCAGCGCCAGUAAGACUGAUAAUGGCACAGAGAUGAGGUGUGAGGCAGCGAAUUCCUCCCCUGGUUCGAAGACGAUCUCUAGCGCACAAAUGAUCUUGGUGAAAGUUGCCGAACUAGUAAUUGAAACAUCGCUUACACCAGCACAUGAGGAUCUCAAAAUUGAAUGUAAUAUUCAAAACACUCCGAACACCUGGGAUAAGGUGAAGCUUAUCUCCUCUGACGACAGCAUUGGAGUUGUAGCUGUUGGCUAUUCUAAUGGAACAACACAGAAAGACAACAACUCGUACCAACUGACCCUUGAACCCGGCGAUAGCAACGUAACACUAAGUCUUCUUUUCCCCAACACCACGAAGCAUUGUUUUGUCAGGAGUAACUACACGUGUCAACUUCAUAGCAAUGGAAAUAUAUUUGUGGAGUCCAUGGAGUACAUUUCCAUCCCAGACGCAGCGGAGAAUAUCCACAUUGUUGGGCCUACAACGGUGAACGAGGGUGAUAGUUAUGUGGUGAACUGUAGCGGGGAUCUGGCUCCAUCAGAUAGUACACUGGACCUGUAUACCAGAACCGUAAACGCCACGUUAUUUACAAAGUCUCCGAUUAAUCCUCAAAUCACGAAUGGUAACGUCACCGAAUCCUGCUACCUCCACACAACAAAGAGGUACAGUCUCAGCGCCAGUAAGACUGAUAAUGGCACAGAGAUGAGGUGUGAGGCAGCGAAUUCCUCCCCUGGUUCGAAGACGAUCUCUAGCGCACAAAUGAUCUUGGUGAAAGUUGCCGAACUAGUAAUUGAAACAUCGCUUACACCAGCACAUGAGGAUCUCAAAAUUGAAUGUAAUAUUCAAAACACUCCGAACACCUGGGAUAAGGUGAAGCUUAUCUCCUCUGACGACAGCAUUGGAGUUGUAGCUGUUGGCUAUUCUAAUGGAACAACACAGAAAGACAACAACUCGUACCAACUGACCCUUGAACCCGGCGAUAGCAACGUAACACUAAGUCUUCUUUUCCCCAACACCACGAAGCAUUGUUUUGUCAGGAGUAACUACACGUGUCAACUUCAUAGCAAUGGAAAUAUAUUUGUGGAGUCCAUGGAGUACAUUUCCAUCCCAGUUGCAGACGCAGCGGAGAAUAUCCACAUUGUUGGGCCUACAACGGUGAACGAGGGUGAUAGUUAUGUGGUGAACUGUAGCGGGGAUCUGGCUCCAUCAGAUAGUACACUGGACCUGUAUACCAGAACCGUAAACGCCACGUUAUUUACAAAGUCUCCGAUUAAUCCUCAAAUCACGAAUGGUAACGUCACCGAAUCCUGCUACCUCCACACAACAAAGAGGUACAGUCUCAGCGCCAGUAAGACUGAUAAUGGCACAGAGAUGAGGUGUGAGGCAGCGAAUUCCUCCCCUGGUUCGAAGACGAUCUCUAGCGCACAAAUG
Ylistrum balloti is the source of this 12756-nucleotide messenger RNA. RefSeq lists its product as uncharacterized. The record is from RefSeq and is a predicted model, not a curated record. Lineage: Eukaryota; Metazoa; Mollusca; Bivalvia; Pectinida; Pectinidae. The transcript has 30 exons. The annotation marks the transcript as partial.